Messenger RNA from Saccostrea cuccullata (small rock oyster), 1650 nucleotides. RefSeq names its product protein hairy-like. Gene Ontology annotation, cellular component: nucleus. The transcript is spliced from 4 exons. The record is from RefSeq and is a predicted model, not a curated record. Gene Ontology annotation, molecular function: RNA polymerase II cis-regulatory region sequence-specific DNA binding; protein dimerization activity; DNA-binding transcription factor activity, RNA polymerase II-specific. Gene Ontology annotation, biological process: regulation of transcription by RNA polymerase II; anterior/posterior pattern specification; regulation of neurogenesis. NCBI's taxonomy places the organism in Eukaryota, Metazoa, Mollusca, Bivalvia, Ostreida, Ostreidae. Bases 73 to 1287 code for a protein of 404 amino acids.
CUUAAAAAGUGACACUUUCAAGGAAAAGUACGAAAGCGAACGGACGUUGUCUGGUUUGAAAUCAGUUUCAAUAUGGAGAGUCCUGAAAAGAAUUCCGACGUGUCCUCCACUGCAUCGGAAACUCGAAAAAAUUCUAAACCAGUGAUGGAGAAGAAAAGAAGAGCAAGAAUAAAUGCUAGUCUGGCAGAAUUAAAGUCCCUGCUAUUGGACGUCAUGAAAGCUGAGGGUACUCGUCAAAAUAAAAUGGAGAAAGCUGAUAUCCUGGAAAUGACAGUUCGCCACCUACGACAGUUACAAAGACAACAGUUUUCCGCUCUGAGUGCCACAGACCCUGCAAUGAUAAAUAAAUACCGACUCGGCUUUAAUGAGUGUGCAAGUGAAGUAAGCAAAUAUCUUGCAAACAUGGAUGGACUAAAUACUGAUUUCAGAGCCCGACUAUUGAAUCAUCUUGCAAAUAUAACAACGAACACUGAGCAACCGGAGGAACCAAAGGAACCAAAAUCUCCUCCUUUAGCGAAAAUUUCAAACCAAGGCCCAUAUCCCAAACUUAAUUCAAACAAUUCAAAUGCUGUCCAAUCUAAUCAAGGACAUGUUUUGAAGGUGAACGGAAAUGUUACUAUGUCGUCUAAUGUAUCGACAGAGGUCCUUCGAAAUGUUAAAAGUUUGGAGGUAAAUGGGAACAUUACAGCGCACAAAUCAGAAAACGUGAUAUGUAGUGAACAAAGUAUUCCUUCAAAAAUAAUUCAAGGAGUGCACACCAUUCCAACUCAGAUGUCCUCCGGAGACGUUGCCUUUAUCAUUCCAGCUGCCAAUAUGGUACAGUAUGGAACAAUUCCAAACUAUGUGAUCCCUGUCUUACAACCCCAGGGUGGCCUUCAAAUCAGCCAUUCGUCAAAUAGUGUUAUCCAAACUCAUCAAACAGUACCUAUUGCUUACUCAGGGGGGAUAACCACGUCACAUGGUGUUCUUCCAUCAGUCUUUCAAAAUACAACUUUUGUAAGCUCUUCCCCAAACACUGUUGGUCUGCCUGUGAGCUUAGUUUCAUCUGGAAAUGGAAUUGCUGUUCAGCAACGUGAACAAUCAGCACAAUUCACAGCAUUUCCUGUUACCACUGCCAAAGUACAAGUCAACCACACUCCAAAGAUUGAUGUACUUUCUGACAAUAACAACACCAAGAUAGCAAAUGAAGGAUCACUUCUAAAGCUUCCAGGAGUUGUUCCCGCUACCGAAUCUCGUUUGACACAAGGGUUUGAGGAUAAAACAGACCCAAUGUGGCGACCUUGGUGAGAUAAGUGGAUGAAAAAUAAAACUUGUGCAACGAAAUUCCCAAUUCCCACAUUAAAUUGUGAUUUGACAAUUUACAAUUACCUUAGUAAAAUAUAUUCAUAUGCAUUCUAUGCAUCGUUAUUUAUGUUUAAUUUAGUGUUUAUUCGGAAAAAAAAAUCUUUUAAGAAAGAGAGUGCUUAAUACUGUACAUUAAUCGUUAAUUAGACUAGAGCUUUUUAUUAAAUAUUCCUGAUGCAUAUCUGUGAUAAUAUAUAGUGCUCGAGUUUAAGUGCCACAAGUAUUUACUUUGGAACUCUUUUCUUUUUGAAUAGCUAAUAAAAGUGUACCAUUGAAUGCAUUCAAUAAAACAUGUUGAAACAUAAA